AAUUGUCACAUAAUCACGGAAAAUCGAUGUUAUCUCAAUUCUCAACAAUGAGAUAAUAAAACUAUUCGUUGAAGUUCUUGAGAGAGAAGCAGAGCGCCACAGUCCGCCAUGGUAGUAUGCCCUUCUCCUCUUGCCACUGAAACCCGCUCCACUUCCUCCAUGAAUUCUUGCUGACUUCAAUUUCCCUCCUUACCUCCACAAAAACAAAACAAAAAUGGCGCUCUGCCCGCCUUCUAUUCUAUCUUCUUGCCCAGCUCACCGGCUCAAGUUCAAUCCUUUUCUUCUCACCAAGCACCGCCCUCUUCCCUCCACCCUCUCUAAAUGCCGUCCUUCUCUCACAACCCUAUCUCCCUGGCAAUUCAACCGUCUCGGCCCAAGGUUCUUCGCAGUUCUGGUGAUCGAGGGAACUCGACCAACGAGCCGCGGAUAAUUACGAUGAAUGCAGCUGCUGCAGUAGCUGCACCGGAAAAUGGCGUGUUUACUUCUCCAGAGUUGGCAAAGUCGUUUGAUUUUUCUGCGGAGGAACGAAUUUAUAAUUGGUGGGAAUCACAAGGGUACUUCAGGCCAUCCUUUGAUCGGGGAACUGAUCCGUAUGUGAUAUCAAUGCCACCUCCCAAUGUUACUGGGUAUCUCCAUAUGGGGCAUGCCAUCUUCGUCACUCUUGACGAUAUCAUGGUGAGAUACCAUCGAAUGAAAGGAAGACCAACAUUGUGGAUUCCUGGGACAGAUCAUGCUGGGAUUGCAACUCAGCUGGUUGUAGAGAAAAUGCUUCAAAGUGAAGGGAUGAAGAGGACUGAAAUGGGGAGAGAUAAUUUCAUAAACCGUGUGUGGGAGUGGAAAGAAAAGCAUGGUGCAAGAAUAACAAAUCAGAUUAAAAGAUUAGGAGCUUCCUGCGAUUGGACCAGAGAGCACUUUACUCUUGACGAGCAGCUAAGUCGAGCUGUGAUAGAGGCUUUUAUCAAGCUUCAUGACAAAGGCCUAAUCUACCAAGGUUCUUACCUGGUAAACUGGUCCCCUAAUUUACAGACUGCAGUUUCUGACUUGGAAGUUGAAUAUUCUGAAGAACCUGGUACUCUGUAUCACAUCAAGUAUCGUGUUGCUGGAGGUACAAGGAGCGACUUCUUAACAGUAGCAACAACUCGCCCUGAGACUUUAUUUGGUGAUGUUGCUAUCGCAGUGAAUCCAGAUGAUGAUCGCUAUUCUAAAUAUAUUGGAAAGAUGGCAAUUGUACCCAUGACAUAUGGUCGCCAUGUACCUAUAAUCUCUGAUAAGUAUGUUGAUAAGGAAUUUGGGACUGGUGUAUUGAAGAUAAGCCCCGGACAUGAUCAUAAUGAUUAUACUCUUGCUCGAAAGCUUGGUCUCCCAAUACUUAAUGUGAUGAAUAAGGAUGGGACUCUCAAUGAUGUUGCUGGAUUGUACUGUGGUCUUGAUCGAUUUGAAGUACGAAAGCAACUAUGGUCGGAUCUUGAGGAGACAGGCUUAGCUGUGAAAAAGGAGCCGCAUACCCUAAGAGUGCCUCGAUCACAGCGAGGUGGAGAGAUAAUAGAGCCCUUGGUAAGUAAGCAGUGGUUUGUGAAUAUGGAAUCCCUGGCUAAAAAGGCCCUUCAUGCAGUUCAUAAAGGAGAGAUAACCGUAAUGCCUGAAAGAUUUGAAAAGAUUUAUAAUCAUUGGCUAUCAAACAUUAAGGAUUGGUGCAUAAGCAGACAGCUUUGGUGGGGACACCGGAUACCUGUUUGGUACAUUGCAGGGAAAAGUGGUGAAAAUGACUAUAUAGUUGCUCAUAAUGAAGUCGAAGCCCUAGGGAAAGCUCGUGGAAAAUAUGGAGAAGAUGUGGAAAUAUAUCAAGAUUCAGAUGUUCUUGACACAUGGUUUUCAAGUGCUUUGUGGCCCUUUAGCACUCUUGGAUGGCCUGAUGAAUCAUCAGAAGAUUUUAAGAGGUUCUACCCAACAACAAUGCUUGAAACUGGGCAUGAUAUUUUGUUCUUCUGGGUAGCAAGGAUGGUCAUGAUGGGAAUUGAGCUUACCGGGAAAGUUCCAUUUUCAAAUAUUUAUCUUCAUGGACUUAUUCGGGAUGCACAAGUGAGUUUGAGCGGGCGAAAAAUGUCUAAAACACUAGGGAAUGUAAUAGAUCCUCUGGAUACAAUCAAGGAGUAUGGUACUGAUGCUUUGCGAUUCACUCUUGCGCUGGGAACCGCUGGCCAGGAUCUUAAUUUAUCAAUGGAAAGGUUGACUGCUAAUAAAGCAUUCACUAAUAAACUAUGGAAUGCGGGUAAGUUUGUGUUACAAAACUUGCCUAGCCAAACUGAUGCAUCAGCUUGUGCAGCAAUACUGGCUCAUAAGUUUGAUGUAGAGGAGUCAGUUCUCAGGCUACCUUUACCUGAAUGUUGGGUGGUCUCAGAACUUCAUGAGCUCAUUGACACAGUCACUGCAAGCUAUGACAAAUAUUUCUUUGGAGAUGUCGGAAGAGAAAUCUAUGAUUUCUUUUGGAGUGAUUUCGCUGAUUGGUACAUCGAAGCCAGCAAAGCUCGCUUAUACCAGUCGGGAGGAGAUUCAACCGCUUCUCUGGCACAAGCUGUUCUAUUAUAUGUGUUUGAAAAUAUAUUGAAGCUGCUGCAUCCUUUUAUGCCCUUUGUUACUGAAGAACUUUGGCAGGCUCUCCCUAACUGGAAAGAAGCUCUAAUAAUUUCAUCAUGGCCCCAGACUUCCCUUCCACGGCACGCUAACUCGAUAAGGCAAUUCGAAAACUUCCAAGCUUUAACUAGAGCAAUCCGAAAUGCUCGAGCAGAAUAUUCCGUAGAGCCAGCCAAGCGCAUUUCUGCAUCAAUAGUUGCCAGCAAAGACGUCGUCCAGUAUAUCUCUAAUGAGAAGGAAGUGUUGGCCCUUCUAUCCCGGCUAGACGUACAGAACGUCCAGUUCGCCACUUGCCCUCCAGAGGAGGCGAACAAGUGCGUGCACCUUGUUGCAAGCGAAGGACUGGAAGCGUAUCUCCCACUUGCUGACAUGGUCGAUAUAUCUGCUGAAGUGGAUCGCCUUGGCAAGCGGCUAGCCAAGAUGGAGACCGAGUACGAGGGUCUCGUACCUCGCCUUGGUUCGCCCAAGUUCGUGGAGAAGGCUCCAGAGGACGUGGUCCGUGGGGUUAGGGAGAAAGCAGCAGAGGCAGAAGAGAAGAUCAAGCUGACGAAGAACCGGUUGGAGUUUCUGAGAUCCUCUGCUUUGGUAUCACAGAUCUGGAGUACAUACACAUUCACAAGACGGCGAGGCUGCUGGAGGCGGCCGUGGUGUGCGGCGCGAUUCUCGGGGGCGCGGACGACGAGAGCGUGGAGAAGGUGAGGAGGUACGCGCUGCGCGUGGGGCUGCUGUUUCAGGUGGUGGAUGAUAUUUUGGACGUGACCAGGUCGUCGGAGGAGCUGGGGAAGACGGCGGGGAAGGAUCUGGCGAGCGAUAAGGCCACGUACCCGAAGUUGUUGGGCCUGGAUGGGGCCCGGAGGUUUGCUGCGGAGCUGGUGGGCCAGGCCUGUGAGGAGCUGGCCGGGUUUGAUCCGGUUAAGGCCGCCCCGCUUUACCAUUUCGCUAAUUACAUUGCGACCAGGCAGAACUAAUUGAUUGAUUUCUUCCAGACUUUGUUGUUAUCGUUUAAUUGUAUUAAUUAAUCUGUCGACUGAUCGAUACUCUGCCGGCCGGCCGGCCGGCCGGGGUUGAUUAUUGGUUAAGUACCGAUGAAUUAGAUUUGUUUGUUUGUUGGUUGUAUACUCCGCCAUGGUUUUUUGGCUGUUUUCAUAAUUAGAAGAGACAGGAGAUAUAUAAUGUACUAUUUCAUGACAAUAAUCUGGUCAUCACAACUUCAUUGAUGGAUUUCCUAAUAAUGUACUUAAUUAAGAAAUGUAAUGUAAUC
Molecule: messenger RNA, 3892 nt
Organism: Linum tenue
Lineage: Eukaryota; Viridiplantae; Streptophyta; Magnoliopsida; Malpighiales; Linaceae
Source: the annotation of a GenBank genome assembly